AUAACACAUGCAAUGAAGGAUCUACAAAAGCUUUCUCCAGAGAUUGUAACCAUUAAUCAGUCUUUUGAAAUGGAAGGAGCUGAGAUUGAUAAGAUGUUGAUUUUCUUCUACGAGGAUCUCAGAGCUAUUGGUGAUUCUUGGAUUAUGGAUAGUGACUGGAUUUAUCGAUCUAAGUACAAGAACAGUGGAGUUGAGAAGAAUAAGUUAGAUCGUCUUGCGGAGCAUGUUUUAACAGCUCUUGAUGGACUUAUCAAGAUGACAAGAGAAAGGUUCGGUAUGAUGGAUCUUGAAUCUGAUGGAAGAAAGAGUUUUACAGGAAAAGGUGUUCCAUCAGAAGCAAGAAGAAGUUUUACAAGAUCUGUGUCAUACUCUGAAAGUUACAACUCUUGUUACCCAUCUCUAUUAACACCGAGAUCGGUUCUUCCGAUGAUGAUGUCUAAUAGUAACUCAACCGCCACGCCACCGCCACCUCCAUCAUCACCACAGCCGGAAAGAAAAGCUUUGACUCCUCCACCGCCACCACCACCUUCAAAAACACAUGAUUUGUGGAGAUUUUUAUUUUGCUAUAUCCGAAUCAACUUGCUUAAAUCUCUGUUUCACUGGUUUUACAAUAUUUGUCAACUUCAAAACCCAGAAUUUAUAAAUGGCGAUAAUAUUCCGUCGAUGCCGGCACUUCCAGCACCACCAGGUAGCGGAAGAUCCUUGCAUGCCAAGAAAGCAACUAGCAAAUUGAGACGAUCAGCACAAAUUGCUAAUCUCUAUUGGGUUCUCAAAGGAAAGCUUGAAGGUCAUAGCGUACAAGGAAAAACAACAAAAGCAAAUAAAGGGCAGAAGAAUGUUGCAGAGAAAUCUCCUGUUAAAGGUGCAAGAUCAGGAAUGGCUGACGCACUUGCAGAGAUGACAAAAAGAUCGAGUUAUUUCCAGCACAUCGAAGAAGAUGUGCAAAAAUAUGCAAAAGCAAUAGAUGAACUGAAAUCUUCAAUACAGCAUUUCCAAAAAGACAUGAAAGAAUUGCUUGAAUUUCAUAGCAAAGUGGAAUCUGUUCUUGAGAAACUAAUGAAACUCAAGUAUGUUCUCGCGAGGUUUGAAGGUUUCCCUGAGAAGAAACUAGAAGCAAUUAGAACAGCUGGUGACUUGUACAAGAAGUUAGAUCGGAUUCUAGUUGAGCUCAAGAACUGGAAAAUUGAGCCUCCAUUAAACGAUCUUCUCGACAAGAUAGAGCGUUACUUCAACAAAUUUAAAGGAGAAAUCGAAACGGUGGAACGAACAAAAGACGAAGAGGCUAAAAUGUUUCAGAGACACAACAUUAAUAUCGAUUUCGAAGUUUUUGUUCAAGUCAAAGAAACUAUGGUUGAUGUUUCAUCAAACUGCAUGGAGCUAGCACUAAAGUAGAGGAGAGAAGCGAACGAGGAGGUCAAGAGCAGAGAAGAAAGCAAGAUGAAUAAUAUGAAGGAAGAGAGAGGUAAACCGCUAUGGAGGGCUUUUCAAUUUGCUAUCAAGGUUUAUACAUUUGCAGGAGGUCACGAUGAACAAGCAGAUCAUUUAACAAGACAACUUGCACAUGAGAUUCAGACAGAUCCUGAUCAAACAGAUUCAGCCAUCGUGUCCUAA
Messenger RNA from Eutrema salsugineum, 1611 nucleotides. RefSeq lists its product as uncharacterized. The record is from RefSeq and is a predicted model, not a curated record. NCBI's taxonomy places the organism in Eukaryota, Viridiplantae, Streptophyta, Magnoliopsida, Brassicales, Brassicaceae. Gene Ontology annotation, biological process: chloroplast organization. Gene Ontology annotation, cellular component: chloroplast outer membrane.